AAUAUCACCGCCCUUUAAAAAAGUAUACUUCACCACAUAAGAAAAUGCAAAGAAAAAGAAGGAAAGCCAUAGUUUACCGAAUCCUUCAAAUUCAACUCGUUAACGCGCUAUCAGCCAUGGUUUGGCUUUCAGACCAAGUCCUGAAUCUGAUCAAAGAACCUUAUUUGAAAUCAAAUCUUCUAUUUCAAUUCAAGCAUGCACUAAUCUUAGCUAGGGUUCAACCCUAUAACCCAAUCUGCAAGACAAAGAAACCCCCCAUCAACUAUUCUAUUCACAAAUCCCCCUUUUUUUUCUUUCUGGAAACUUUUGUAAAUCGCUUAAAGAAAUUAGAACUCCAUUGGUUGUUGGGUAUUUUCGUAACGUUCACUUUUACCUGCUCAUAUAAAUGGGAAAGAAGUCGGGAGGUUGGCUCACACUCUUGAAAGAUCACACAAAGCUCCACAGAUCGCAGAAAUCGAAGGACUGGAACAUGGCUAGCAGCAGUGUCACGUCAACCAACAUCAUACAAAAUCAUGAUUUCUCUAAUGGCUUGCAUUCAUGGUACACAAACUCUUGUGAUGGCGUUGUGGUUGAAAAACAAUCCACUCGUUAUGCAGUAAUUGCAAACAGGAAAGAAACUUGGCAAGGAUUAGAACAAGAUAUUACAACCAGAAUUUCACCAGGUUUAACUUACACACUAAUUGCACAUGUUGGAGUUUCGGCUGAACAUCCACAUCUCCAUCUCCAUAGCCAUGCUGAUGUCAUCGCCACCCUUAAACUUGAAUAUCAUGGAUCAGAAACAAAGUAUAUGCAAAUCACAAGGACUUCUGUUUCCAAAGAGAGGUGGGAGAAGUUAGAGGGGACAUUUGUGCUGCCCGAGAAGCCUGACCGAGUUGUGUUAUAUUUAGAAGGGCCUGCCCCAGGAGUCAACAUUCUCAUAGAAUCCUUGGUGGUCACUUGUGCUACUUCUCAUGGUAUAGUUGAAGGAUGUAAUGUUGUUGAAGAUGAAAACAUCAUAUUGAACCCUAACUUUGAAGAUGGAGUUAAUAAUUGGUCUGGAAGAGGGUGUACGAUUGCUCGACAUGACUCCAUGGGCGAGGGCAAAAUCGUACCAAAAUUCGGAAAGUAUUUUGCAUCAACAACACAACGCACACAAAAUUGGAAUGGAAUUCAACAAGAUAUUAGUGGAAGAGUUAAACGAAAGCUUGCUUAUAGUGUUAUUGCUACAGUUAGAAUCUUUGGCAAUAAUGUCACAAGUGCCGACAUUCGAGCUACUUUAUGGGUCCAAACCCCCGAUUCCCGUGAACAAUAUAUCGGCAUCGCCACUGCGCAAGCAACAGACAAGGAAUGGAUGCAGUUGGAAGGAAAGUUUCUUUUAAAUGGUUCCGCGUCAAAGGUAGUGGUAUAUCUUGAAGGCCCGCCACCUGGCGUUGAUAUUCUCCUAAACAGUUUGGUGGUUAAACAUGCUGAAAAAAACCCCCCUUCACCUCCACCAUAUAUCGAGAAUGUAGAUUAUGGAGUUAAUAUUAUUACAAACAGCGAUCUUCGUGAAGGAACAAACGGUUGGUUUCCUCUGGGGAAUUGUGCGUUAGGUGUGACAACCGGGUCCCCUCAUGUACUCCCUCCAACAGCUCGAGACACCCUGGGCCCACAUGAGUCAUUAAGUGGACACGGUAUUCAUGCAACCAAUCGGACCCAGACCUGGAUGGGUCCCGCCCAAAUGAUUACGGACAAAAUUAAGCUUUUUGUCACGUACCAAGUAUCGGCUUGGGUUCGAUUGGGUCAUGGGUCGAGUGGGUCCCAUAAUGUAAAUGUGGCUCUUGGUGUGGAUAACCAGUGGGUCAACGGUGGUCAAGUUGAAGUCAAUGAUGACAGGUGGCAUGAAAUAAGCGGUUCUUUUCGAAUCGAAAAGGAAUUUGGAAAAAUUAUGGUUUAUGUUCAAGGGCCCGCUCCCGGAAUCAGUUUUAUGCUUGCCGGAUUCCAAAUCUUUCCCGUUGACCGCAAAGCAAGAUUUAAACAAUUAAAACAACAAACUGAUAAGAUUCGUAAACAAGACGUCACGCUAAAGUUCUCAAACUUGGAUGAAAGCAAUAUGCAAGGAAAAAUGGUAAUAAUCAAACAAAUACAAAAUAGUUUUCCAAUCGGAUCAUGCAUUAGUAGAUCAAACAUCGACAACGAAGAUUUCGUUUCGUUUUUUCUAAAACAUUUCAAUUGGGCCGUGUUUGGAAACGAACUUAAAUGGUAUUGGACCGAAUCACAACAAGGCAAUUUCAACUACCGAGACGCUGACGAUCUUCUCGAAUUUUGUAACCGUAACAACAUUCCCGUUCGUGGGCACUGUAUCUUUUGGGAGGUAGAAGACACGGUCCAAAAUUGGGUAAAAAAUCUAAGUAAAAGCGACCUAGCAAUAGCUGUAAAUAAUCGUUUAACCGGACUUUUAAACCGAUACAAAGGUAAAUUUAAACAUUAUGAUGUAAACAACGAGAUGCUUCACGGGUCUUUUUACCGUGACCGAUUAGGGAACGAAAUUAGACCGAAUAUGUUUAAAAUUGCAAAUAAACUCGACCCGUCGUCCGUUUUAUUUGUGAAUGAUUACCAUGUUGAAGACGGGUGUGACACGAGAUCGUCACCCGAGAAAUACAUUGACCAAAUCUUUGACCUUCAAGAACACGGUGCACCGGUUGGUGGAAUCGGGGUUCAAGGGCACAUUGAUUCUCCGGUGGGUUCGAUUGUGGGCUCGAAUCUUGACAAAUUGGGGCUAACCGGACUCCCGAUUUGGUUCACGGAGCUCGAUGUUUCGUCUGUGAAUGAGCAUGUGAGGGCGGAUGAUUUGGAGGUUAUGAUGCGGGAAGCUUUUGUGAACCCGGGUGUUGAGGGGAUUGUGUUUUGGGGGUUUUGGGAGUUGUUUAUGAGUAGAGAGAAUUCGCAUUUGGUUAAUGCGGAAGGGGAGGUUAAUGAAGCUGGGAGGAGGUUUAUUGAGGUUAAAAAGGAAUGGCUUUCGCAUGCUCAUGGGUUUAUUGAUGAGGAAAAUGAAUUUCGGUUUCGGGGAUUUGAAGGGAGUUAUGAGGUGGAGAUUGUUGGGAUUUGUGAAAAGAUUGUGAAGACGUUUGUGGUUGAAAAGAGUGGUUCGGAGGUGGUGGUGUCGAUUAGGUUGUAAUAAGUUGUGUCAAUUGAAUGAAAUAGAAAUAAAUAUCUAUAUCUGUAUCUUGUAUCUGAAAUUUCGAGAUUUGUGAAAAAUCAUAAACUAAGCAAUGCCUACUUGGUUAUAGGUGUUGGGGGAAUUGGAAGAUCUCAAAUUUGUGUUCAUAAAUGCUGU
This is a messenger RNA of Lactuca virosa, 3295 nucleotides long. Lineage: Eukaryota; Viridiplantae; Streptophyta; Magnoliopsida; Asterales; Asteraceae. The record is from the annotation of a GenBank genome assembly.